Styela clava is the source of this 4485-nucleotide messenger RNA. Its product is annotated as solute carrier organic anion transporter family member 4A1-like. NCBI's taxonomy places the organism in Eukaryota, Metazoa, Chordata, Ascidiacea, Stolidobranchia, Styelidae. The record is from RefSeq and is a predicted model, not a curated record. Gene Ontology annotation, molecular function: protein binding. Gene Ontology annotation, cellular component: basolateral plasma membrane. Gene Ontology annotation, biological process: transmembrane transport; sodium-independent organic anion transport.
UAAUCAUUACAGAUUGUUUAGAAUGUUAGCAAAAAAUUCAAUAUUAUUAUGUGAUGAUAGUUUUAUUUAGAAAGUAUCUUAAAUGGAAUCUACAUUGGAUGUUGUGAAGUUCAAAAAAGAAUCUGAUAACACAUCAAACAUUGAUGAUGCUUUGAAUAUUAAAAUUGCUAUGAAUGAAAAGAAAAUUUCCAAAGAUGUACGAGAAACUGAUUCUGAUGUUUUAUUCGUGCAUGGAAGAUCAUCUAGCCUACCAAGUGCUCGUUCCUUUUCUCCGAGAUCUGAGGUUGACAGAAAAGGAUAUUCUCUUGAUUCAGGACAUCCAAUAAGUUUAGGUCAGCCGUUACAUCCAAGACACAAGACUGAAUCAAUGAAAUAUGGAUGGUGGUGCCUUACUCCGUAUUGCCUCCAACAUCUGCUCAAUAAUGCCAAAGCUUUUGUUUUUCUUGUUACUCUCGCCAAUGUUUUUCAGGGUGUUAUUGUCAAUGGUUUGUUAAAGGUAAAUGUCACUACAAUCGAACGUCGAUACCGUUUACUCAGUUCUGAAUCUGGUUUCAUCAUCAGCAGUUAUGAUAUUGCUGGUUGUCUCUGUCUGUUGCCAAUGAGCUAUAUAGGUGGUCGUGGUCACAAACCGAGAUGGAUAAGCAUCGGCGUUUUGAUGUUGGGACUUGGAUCUCUUAUUCUUGCAUUGCCACGAUUUUUGAUUGGACCUUAUCAAUAUGAGGGAUCAGUGUAUUCGAAGAUUUCGAAAGAUGAAACGAACGGAUUAUGUCAACAACGCUUGGAUGGAAAUGUUCCCAAUGAUAGCAACAAUGAUGUUAUGGAUGAUCUUUGUGACGGUUCUCAUUUGAAUGAUGUUUAUCUUAAACAAAUGAAGUAUGUUUUCAUGUUGGGACAGUUUUUCAAUGGCAUCGGAAACACUCCACUUGGUGUUCUGGCCGUGACGUUCAUUGAUGAAAAUGUUGACAAAAGGGUUUACCCAAUUUAUAUUGGUAUUUAUUACAUGGGAGCUCUUCUUGGACCAGCUUUCGGAUUUGUUCUAGGAGGUCAGCUACUGACAUCGUUCACAAAUCUAGGAGAAAUGCCAGAAGAUAUUUCACUAGAAAGUCCUAAAUGGAUUGGAGCCUGGUGGGUGGGAUUCAUCAUCGCUGGCAUUGCCACAGUGCUCUUGUCUAUCCCACUGUUCGGUUAUCCAAGGAUAUUAUCCAGCCAUCCUAGAAGAAGAAAAGUUAGACAUGGUUGCUGCUACACUGCAUGGUGGAGAAAUUGCUCAAUUGAUCAGACUGGCAGUGAAACUACUGAUGAAGAUGAUGAACACCAUGGAAAAUAUUAUUCCAAAAACAAUCCUGAAACAUCAUUCAAUUUGCCUAUUGAUGAAGCAGAAUGUCAACCAAUGGUAAUGCAACAACAAGAACAUGUAAACACACAUAACGAAUCAAAUGAUCCGAUUUUACGUACUUCUACUACUGCUGUUAUUCAAAAUUUUUUCAGGGACAUCGUCUCAGUUGUAUCAAACCGAGCAUUCAUAUUCUUGAGUCUAUCUGCUGCUAUAUUCAGUACUUUAGUUUCUGGCUUUUCAACAUUCGGACCGAAAUUUAUUGAAUCGCAACUUGGAAAAUCUACAUCAGAUGCCGCUAAUUUAUUUGGCUACAUCUGUAUUCCUGCUGGUGCUGGAGGCAUGCUCAUUGGAGCAUUUCUUAUGACAGGGCUCAAAAUGAACCACAAAAGCGCCUUACAAAUGUGUAUUGCUGUCAGCCUUGUUAGUCUGCUUGCUCAAUUUGUUCUUGUACUGAGCUGCGAAGAUCUGGAUAUUGCAGGAAUUACUCUGCCUUAUACUAACCAUUUUAAUACAGGGAUAUCGGACAUUGAAGAGAAUCUCUUAAACAUGACAUCUUUGUGUAACACGGACUGUGCAUGUGAUCUGAACCCUCAUUUCAAUCCUGUAUGUGGAGGAAACAACAUCACAUAUUUCUCUCCAUGUCAUGCUGGCUGUUCUGCUGUUAAUCUAAAUGGAGAAAAGGUUUUCAGGAAUUGUGCCUGCAUUGCUGAGGCUGAUCUCAACUUUGUUCAACCAGGAAAAUGUUCAGUAACCUGUCAAUGGCAGAAUCUGAUUUUAUUUAGUUUGUUUGUUGUGAUAUUGACAACGUUUGUUUGUACUGUACCAGGUGUAGAUUUAUCACUAAGGUGUUUUCCUUAUCGUCAACGUUCUCUAGCAGUUGGAAUUCAAUGGAUUUUGAUUAGAACCCUCGGUAUGAUUCCGGGGCCAAUUAUAUUUGGAGCAAUGAUUGAUGGUACCUGCUUGUUAUGGGAAGAAGCAACAUGUAACUCUGACAAAGGAUCUUGUCUUAUGUAUAAAAACAGCGAACUAUCGUUAAGUUUUCUUGUUCUUUCAGUCUUUUAUAAGGCUGCUGGUAUCAUUACAUUGUGUCUAGCAUUGUUUUACAUCGAAAGAUAUACACCGGCCUCUUCUACUCACUCCAUGCAAAACACAAACAAAAGAAUUAUCGAGUUGCCAAUGGCGACAACAAGUUCCAACCACCAGUCUACAAGUGGUCUGAACACCAAUGCAACCACUACUUCAUAAUCUUUCACUUCACAUCUUCAGUGUUCAAUUUUAAUAACUGCUUGCCUUCAUUCACCAUCGUGUCUAUUAUAUUAAUGAUAUAGUACGUUACGAGUUGUCAGUAUGUAUAAAUUUCGUUCCCAAACUUUACCACUGAUUUUAAAUGAAAUCUAAUUACUGGAAGUAUCUUUUUUAUUCAUUUUAAAAUAAUACUGCACAUAUAUAUUGCACUGUCUGAUCUCUCUAGAACUUAACAUUAAAUAUUGCCUUUAAGUACAUGAAGUUUUUAUACUAAUCUCCAUUGGUGUUUUCAAUUGUUAAUCGUUACUAUUACUCUGGUGCAUCAAUAUAUUUCUUCGUUACUACUAGCUUAUAAAUUUUGUGACCACACCAAUCUUGGGAGGAACUGAUUUUCAACAUUUAUUGUUUUCUGCGACCAACCCAAGUUUAAUAGUCACCUCAAGUAAAAAAAAAUUUGCGAAAAACAUAUUGUGUGGCCAAGCGGUUAUUCUCUGGAGUAUUUGUUUUUAAAUGGGUAGCAAACAUUGCUACAUGUAAUUUUUUACCAAUAUUUUAUUUUUAAACUGGUUUUCAUUUUUCUUUUCAUUCCUUUAUUCCAACAUCAUUGCGGGUUACACAAUGUUAAUGCAAAACUAAUUUUCAAUUUAAAUUCACAAAACUUAAUUUAGUAUUCAUGAGAAAAUAAAUAAGUUUUGUUUACACCAGUUGUUAAUACUAUUUGAUACAAAAGUCCAGCUGCAUACUAACACAAAUGUAUUACUGUAACGUUUCACAUGACUGGGGUCAUACUUCCUCAGACAAGCAUUUUUCAAGUAGCGGUAUGUCUGAAGUCCGACCCCGGUCUUGCGAAACGUUACAGAAAUACAUUUGUGUUAGUAUGCAGCAAGACUCUUGAAUAAAAUAGUAUAGUCAUCUUUAUUCUCGGCACAGCGCAAGGUAUAAUUACUUUGCCUGGCAUGCCGCAAGGCUGCUCACAUUUAUGAUCUUAUAUUCAAUUUUCAUCAUUCCACCUUAUAUUGUUUUUCAUUUGUGAAUGUUAAGUGUUGUUUUCAUAUAGGCAGGACUGAAUGCUUAAUUAGCCAAACCAAUAUACCAAUCUAUCUUGAAAGCUGGUCUUUCGAUUUGGAUUCUGCAACUAUGAUUUGCUUUAAUCAUUGUCAAUUAUAAGUCUACUUCUAGUUUGCCAUAUAGAAGCUUACGAAUUUUCCAACUUUCGCUUGGACCUAACUCACACACAGUCAAUGAAGAUUAAAGAAGGCUGUCAAUACUCUUAUUAUAGCGUGAAAAUAAGGUGUUAAGUAGAACUUAUCUCGACCUUUCAUUUGAAUCUAAACUAUUUUUUAAUGUUAAAGAAAUUUAUUCUUAAGUUCCAUUUGUACUCUGUCUUUUAUUUUGUGCUGAAGUAUUCAGUUUUAUUAUAAGAAGUAUUUUGUGUUUUUGGAUGGAUAGUUGCAAUAUUUAGCCCCAAAUGUAUUUUCUCCCUGUGACGUUAAUUUGGUUGGCACGUGCGAUAGGCAAAGUUUAAAUGGAGUGUGCCAAUAAGUAUAAUUUUUCAAACAGUCAAAAAAAAUUCACAAAUAUGCUGAUUAAUAAUUAUAUACUACCUGAUUGGUGCACUUUCAUUUUGUCCUAUUCUUUUUUUUUCAAACCCUUAGGCGCAUUUAGCAGGCUGGCCUGUGUUAAUGUCUUUUAUAAUUCGGAAAACCUGUUGAAAACUCAUGUAUAAAAUAGCUGAACACUUGAGUGUAAAUUUCUGCUUCAUCUGCAUUUCAUCAUUUUUUUUUUUCAGUGGUUUGUAUGUUUCUUGUCAUUCAUAGUAAGAGUCAAAUAUAUCAUAUGUGUAAAAAAGUAUCAAAUUCAUUGUUCGUUAUUUUUUUUCUAUUAAAGUUUGCUCGCUCACUCAA